Molecule: messenger RNA, 1095 nt
Organism: Aspergillus viridinutans
Lineage: Eukaryota; Fungi; Ascomycota; Eurotiomycetes; Eurotiales; Aspergillaceae
Product: uroporphyrinogen decarboxylase HEM12
Exons: 4
Coding region: 1-1095 (364 amino acids)
Biological process (GO): heme biosynthetic process
Cellular component (GO): cytosol
Molecular function (GO): uroporphyrinogen decarboxylase activity
Source: RefSeq, a predicted model, not a curated record
AUGCAAGAGAAAUUUGAGCCUUUGAAGAACGAUCUUUUGCUCAGAGCCGCCAGAGGCGAGCGAGUUCCGCGUCCGCCAAUAUGGGUUAUGCGACAAGCUGGCCGCUACCUCCCCGAAUACCAUGAAGCGAAAGGAAACCGCGAUUUUUUCGAAUGCUGCCGGAACCCGGAGAUUGCAUCCACCCUGACCAUCCAGCCCGUGGAUCGGUAUGACGGAUUGAUCGAUGCUGCGAUCAUCUUCUCGGAUAUCCUUGUCAUCCCCCAGGCGAUGGGCAUGCAGGUUGAAAUGGUGGACAAGAAGGGGCCACACUUCCCUGAACCUCUGAAGUCGCCGGACGACGGACAAUACGAGAAGGUUAUGCAGAAAGAGGUCAACGUGAAGGAGGAGCUAGACUACGUGUACAAGGCCAUCACGCUUACCCGGCACAAAUUGAAAGGCCGCGUGCCUCUGAUUGGCUUCUGCGGUGCCCCAUGGACUCUACUCUGCUACAUGGUUGAAGGAGGCGGGACCAAGCUGUUUGUGCACUCCAAGACGUGGAUCUACAAGUAUGCGAAGGAGUCGCAGGCACUGCUGCAGAAGAUCGCCGAGAUCUGCGUUGAAUAUCUGGCUCUCCAGGUCGCCUCCGGGGCGCAGCUCGUCCAGGUGUUUGACUCGUGGGCCGGAGAAAUGUCCCCUGCGGCUUUCAAAACCUUCUCGCUCCCGUAUCUGCGGUACAUUUCUGCCAACCUGCCCAAGAAGCUGGACGAAAUGGGCCUGGAACGUGUGCCAAUGACCGUCUUUGCCAAGGGGGCUUGGUACGCUCUCGAGGAUCUCUGCGAAUCGGGCUAUAAUGUUGUCGGUCUUGACUGGUUGCACGAUCCUGCUGAGGCGAUGCAGAUUGCCAAGGGCCGCGUAACGAUCCAGGGCAAUGCCGACCCCGGCGUACUUUACGGUAGUCGCGAAGCUAUCACCGAAGCCGUGGAGGUUAUGGUCAAGGGCUUCCAAGGUGGCAAGCAAGGAUGGAUUGCCAACUUGGGUCACGGUAUCACUCCAUUUGUGCAACCGGACGAUCUCAAAUUCUUCUUCGAAGAGAUUCACCGCUUGACGGCCGCAUAG